UCGGACCUGUCAAUCAUCCGGUCGGCGCCCUUUGAUGUCGGGACUCUUUGACUUGUCUUUGGGCUCAAAUGAGCUGUUUGCUGUUGUAGGGAAACAUUAGUCCUCUCUACAACAGGGAGCACGGGGACGCCACAUCUGAACUUUAUCCGUACAUGUGGUGCGGGUUUUUGCACUUUGGACUGCGGAUAUUUAACAGAAAGUCUCUGCUUUAUUUGUACUUUUUUGUUGGUUCCAAUUCAUCUUUGAAAAAAAGUGUUUAACAACGCAAGGGAGGUGGAAAGUAGCAGACAUGCCACAGCUCAGCAGCGGCGGUGGGGACGACCUGGGAGCGAAUGAUGAGAUGAUAGCGUUCAAAGACGAAGGAGAGCAAGAGGAGAAAAUCCAAGAAAACGCGUUCACGGAGAGAGACCUGGCCGACCUCAAGUCCUCUCUGGUGAACGAGUCGGAAAUAAAUCAAAGUCCGAACGCAGCGGCGGUCAGACGGGCACAACAGGGCGAACAGAGGGGCUUCUCGGAGAAACACCGGGAGCAUCUGAACGGUGUGUCGAAGCAACAAGAUGGAGGCAUUUACAAGACGCCGGCUUAUCCGGGGUACCCGUUCCUGAUGCUGCCUGACCCCUACCUCCCCAACAGCUCGGUCUCUCCAUCUUCAAACAAAGUGUCGGUGGUACAGCAGUCUCAUGGGAUGCACCCUCUGACAUCUCUCCUGCCCUACAGCAAUGAGCACUUCAGCCCCAGUCCUCCACACCUGCCCACAGACAUGAGCCAGAAAACAGGCAUUCACAGGCAUCAGUCCCAGGACCUCUCAGGGUACUACUCCCUCCCUCCAGGCAGUGUCGGCCAGAUCACUCCCUCCAUGGGCUGGCAGAGUCAGCCAGUCUACCCCGGCCUGUCCCCCUGUGGAUUCAGGCAGCCCUACUCCUCCAACCUCCCCGGCUCCUCCUCCUACUCCAGGUUCCCUCACUCUCUGAUGCUGGGCCCAUCAGGCAUGCAUCCUACAGGGAUCCCCCACCCAGCCAUAGUGCCCCCUACAGGCAAACAGGAACAUGACCAUUAUGACAGGGGCAUGUAUGCGAAGCCGCAGAUGGAGGUCAAACGGGAGAAGGAGCCCAAAAAGCCGGUCAUCAAGAAACCCCUGAACGCCUUCAUGCUCUACAUGAAGGAGAUGAGGGCGAAGGUCAUUGCAGAGUGCACAUUAAAAGAGAGCGCCGCCAUCAACCAGAUUCUGGGACGAAGGUGGCAUGCGCUGACCCGGGAGGAGCAGGCGAAGUACUACGAGUUGGCCCGGAAAGAGAGACAACUCCACAUGCAGCUCUACCCGACCUGGUCUGCCAGAGACAACUACGAGGCGGGCCUUAGCGGGGUCGCAGGGGAAAAGAGUAAAGCUGAUUGGGGCAAGAAAAAGAGGAGAAAAAGGGAGAAGCUGCAGGACUCCAAUACAGACCCGGGCUCUCCUAAGAAAUGCAGAGCUCGCUUCGGCCUCAACCAACAAACGGACUGGUGCGGUCCCUGCAGGAGGAAAAAGAAGUGCAUUCGCUACCUUCAAGGAGGAGGCUGUCCCAGCCCAUCUUCUUCAGAUUUAAGUGCUAUAGACUCUCCCCCCUCCCCCUCCCCCAAUCGCCAUCGUCUCUACCAGCAUCAACGGCCACUCUCCCCGGGCUGCUCCACGCCUCCCACCUCCCCGUCAACACGCCUCCCCUUGUCUCCGCCAGCACACAUGCACUCACACACACGCCUGCCCCAGCAGCAGUCUGUGAGCAAGCGCGGAGACCACCGACAUACCGCAACCAAACCCUCCCACACACACCUGGAACUGUCCAGCAAGCAGACCCACAGCUCGACGACGGCGCUGUCAGCCGCCAAGGCAGCAGGACUUUCUCUUAAAGUGCUAACAGAGACUCAGUGAUCCAUCAGGUCUUCUCACAUCACUGACCCUCUUCCCUUCCUCCAGAGCCGUAUAGAUCCACUUCCUCCUCACAGUUUACGAUAUUCUGUGUUCAGAGGCUGAAUCCUCCAAGUGUCUGUGGUUCUAGACCAAAUAAAUCGACAGGUCAAUAAGGUUCUAUUCCUUCUCAAAGUCAUCUUCACAGAUCAGUCCUGCCUUGGAGACAGCUCUGCCUCAUAAAUCAUUUUACAAGCCAUACGCCCCCCUGAUGCUCCCAUUUAAAGUUAACCCUGUGCUUUCUCGUCCAUGACAAUCACAAACAAAGACGUUUUUUUAAAGAGCUCUUUGCUUCAUUAACUACAGGGUAUGGAGUUCUCAGAGCUAAAACAGCAUCAAGGUGAGGCCUGUUGUAGUGUUUUACAUAAACAUUUAACUCUAAAAAUCUACAACUAUCAUUCAGACCAAACCUGAGGGAAGCGAAAACCAGCAGAGCCAGCCUGACCAGCAGAACCCCCGCUCUAAAGAGAUGAAUGAAUAGACUUUUUACUCAUCAUUUUGUUAAUCUUCAGUUUCAUUACAUGUCAGAACAUUUUAUAAAUAUGUGUGCAUUAGCUUUACAGAAUAAAAAAAACAUGUAACAGGUUAAAAAAAAAAAAGUCCAAAUGACACAAGUCAGAGCAUAAAAUACGUUAAGUUACUUUCUUUUCUAGGCACUUUCAGGCUGUCAGUACUUUGCUAUAUCAAUCGAUUCCUGUUUGUUCAGCUUCCUCUGAAGUUCUGUUAUUUCUGUUUGACUCUCAUAUACAUUUUUAAAGGUCAGAUGUUUUUCUGUUGAAGAGAAAAAGAGUUAUUUUUUUCUUUUGACUGAACAUUUUUGCAGCUCCGUAAACUUCUGAGACCAAAUGGGUACUAUUAUAUUGCAUUGUGUUGUAAAGUUUUAUAAAUGUUGGAAUUCCCUAUUAUAAUUAAACUUUUAUAUGUUUUUAUGAAAAAAAAAUGAAACAAAAAAAAAAGAUUUUAGUUUGUACCAUUUCUUAAAGCAAUACAUUUAGUGUUUGUCUUUGGUGCAGAAUUCAAUUUUUUUCUUUGGUCAAGUGUUACAGCAGGAUCGUAUCAAAGAUCGUUGUGUUCUCAAUCUGUGCAUGUUCAAACUUCAAUGUAAAGAAAAAACAAGGCUUUCAUUUACUGUUCUGCUUGCAGCUUCAAACUCAACUGACAGCACUGUGAGCGAACCGUAGGCCGAGUUCUUGUUCAGCAAAACCGUUUCCCUCCAGCAGAGAGAGCUCUUGGGCUAGAAAUAGCUUGUUUUUUUUUUGUUGUUUUUUUUAGGAUGUUCACGUCAGUAGUGGCAACAACUCCAAGAUGUCUUUUGUAUUUUUUACGCCUCUGAUGUAUUUCUUGUUUUUGUUUGAUGUAUUAAAAGUGUUUUUAAUAUCUUG
Molecule: messenger RNA, 3324 nt
Organism: Labrus mixtus (cuckoo wrasse)
Lineage: Eukaryota; Metazoa; Chordata; Actinopteri; Labriformes; Labridae
Gene: tcf7
Product: transcription factor 7
Exons: 13
Coding region: 290-1906 (538 amino acids)
Biological process (GO): regulation of transcription by RNA polymerase II; canonical Wnt signaling pathway
Cellular component (GO): beta-catenin-TCF complex
Molecular function (GO): RNA polymerase II cis-regulatory region sequence-specific DNA binding; DNA-binding transcription factor activity, RNA polymerase II-specific
Source: RefSeq, a predicted model, not a curated record